UUUGUCCCAGGUUUGCCAGGGUUUUCCAGCAUGUUUGGGAAGAAGAAGAAGCGGUUGGAGAUCUCGGCGCCGUCAAACUUCGAGCAUCGCGUUCACACAGGAUUCGACCCCCGGGAGCAGAAGUUCACUGGACUGCCCCAGCAAUGGCAGAGCCUGCUGGCCGACACCGCCAACAGACCCAAGCCCAUGGUGGACCCCUCCUACAUCACCCCCAUACAGCUGGCUCCUAUGAAGAUAUCUCCCAAGAAAGUGCGGCCGUCCGAAACGCCUUUGGUUAAAACCAUAGUUCGAGGAAACCGACCGCCCAAAGACGCCUCCAUCAACGGUUUACUGGAAGAAUUCGACAACAUUUCCGUGACCCGCUCCAACUCUCUCCGAAAGGAAAGCCCCCCUGGCGCUCACCAGGCUGGACCCCCCUCCAAACCCCUCAUCGGGACCCUCCCUGGCGGCCCCGAGGAGAAUGGAUUCAGCCACUACUACUCCCGCUACUCCUGUGACCUGGACACAUCGAGCAGGGACUUUGUGCUGGACCCUGGCAAACCUAGCUUUUCCAUAGACGGCGAAUGGGCGGUGGGAAGGCACUACCGAUUCACCAAACAAAAUGGUCACUCUCACCCGAUCCGUAGUCCCUUUUAUCCCGACGCGAUGCCCCAAAAGUCUGACUAUGCCAAGCUCCCGCCGGACUACCAUACGUACCUGGAAAGCAAGGGGCGUUCUGCCGACGAAGUAGCCUCGACGGUGGGUAGCGGGGUGGGGUCCAGCGGGUACUACCGGGCGUCAGUUGGGGGAUCAUCCAGCCAGGACUACAGGGAAACUUCAGUCGGUACGCCGUCUCGAGCGUCUCUACACAGCGAGCAGAUCACGUACCCAGAUAGCGAUUGGAGUUACGGAGGAUUACGAGAUGAUUACGAGAAGAGGCCCAAAAGUUCCUAUGUUUCGCAAACUAGUCCCACUCCGGCGAUCAGGCAGAGAUCGAGGUCGGGGUCUGGGCUGCAAGAACCAAAUGUCCCGUACGCGGCGAGCGGGGGGCUAAGGAACCCUCCGCAGGUCCAUUCGUACAGCUCCUACACCUACCCACGACUGUCCGAAAGUCUGGCCAAUUCACAGACGCUCGGAAAGAGCGAUUACGAGCGUCAGUCUCGGGACACCAGCCCUCAGGUGCUCAGUGGAGACACUUACCCCCGUGGGCCUCUCAAACUACCUCAGAGCCACCCCAAACCGCCAGGGUACCCCCCAGCGCACCUGCCGCCGCACCUGCCGUACCCGCCCGUGUUCCACCACUACAAGCCCUCGCCCUACCACCACCCGCCCUCCCAGCCCAGCCCUCCGUACACGCCACAGGGUGCGUACUCCCAGCCCUCGUCGCCCUACACCCCCGGGGCGUACCCUCCUCCGUCGUGGGGCUCCAGCUCAGACACUCAGCCCUCCAGAGUCUCCCACGAACAGUUCAGAGCCGCACUGCAGCUUGUCGUCAACCCAGGUGACCCCCGGGAGUAUCUGGACAGCUUCAUAAAGAUCGGGGAGGGCUCCACGGGGAUCGUGUGCAUCGCCAGUGAGAAACACAGCGGAAAACAGGUGGCGGUGAAGAAGAUGGACCUGAGGAAACAGCAGAGACGAGAGCUGCUCUUCAAUGAGGUGGUGAUCAUGAGAGACUAUCACCAUGAGAACGUGGUGGACAUGUACAACAGUUACUUGGUCGGAGACGAGCUCUGGGUCGUCAUGGAGUUUCUGGAGGGAGGGGCUCUGACCGACAUCGUCACUCACACCAGGAUGAACGAGGAGCAGAUUGCGACGGUGUGUCUGUCUGUGCUGAGGGCCCUGUCGUACCUCCACACUCAGGGAGUCAUCCACAGAGACAUCAAGAGUGACUCCAUCCUCCUCACCAGCGACGGAAGGAUCAAGCUGUCAGACUUUGGCUUCUGUGCCCAAGUCUCCAAAGAGGUGCCCAAGAGGAAGUCUCUAGUGGGGACCCCCUACUGGAUGGCCCCGGAAGUGAUCUCACGGCUCCCCUACGGCACAGAGGUGGACAUCUGGUCUCUGGGCAUCAUGGUGAUCGAGAUGGUGGAUGGAGAGCCGCCCUACUUCAAUGAGCCCCCCCUGCAGGCCAUGAGGAGGAUACGCGACAACCUGCCCCCGCGGCUAAAGGAGUCACAUAAGGUGUCCUCAGUUCUCCGCUCCUUCUUAGACCGUAUGUUGGUGCGAGAGCCGUCCCAGCGCUCCACGGCCCAGGACCUGCUCCAGCACCCCUUCCUCAAAAUGUCCGGACCCCCAUCAUGUAUCGUCCCCCUCAUGAGGCACUACAGGCACCGCUGACCCCCCUGUCCUCCCCUCUCUGUCUGCUCCCAAACUAACACCCCCACGCAAGACUCUGCUCACACCACCAGGGGGGGCACUACCGCUCUGCCCUGCCAAAACCACGGCAACGCUGCGGCGUGCCACGAACUCUCACAAACGUUGACGUAGAUUAGCUAGAGGAAUAUAUAAUCACGUACACAAGGAAGAAGAAGACCAUUUGGAGCUAGAAGAAGAACUAUUGCUCGUAGUUCUAGACUAGUCCUCAAGCUAACGGACUCCUGACAAAGAUGGGUCCCUUGGGUGCUCUGCGGUCGCCCACUGUUGCCCCCAGCGGCGUUGAAGGAAGGAUGGGUCAAAUGCAGAGGACAAAAUCCUUACGGGGACAAAGAACUUUAAAACAUAGAAGCGUUUUUCUCUCUUCCUUAAUAAUAACUCUUCGAUGUAGAGUUUUGAUAGCCAUCAGUCUCAACAUGGACGGCGAUGUUGGCUGUGAAUAUCCUGAAAUAUUCACAAUAUUAACUGUCAAAAUGUAUUUUAGAAAGACAUUUUCUUCUGUACAGUUUUGAUAAUUUGCAAAUUUUAUCGUGUCGUAACCAUUGUGAUAUGAACAGUAUUAAAUCAAUAGAGUUUCUUGC
Molecule: messenger RNA, 2930 nt
Organism: Boleophthalmus pectinirostris (great blue-spotted mudskipper)
Lineage: Eukaryota; Metazoa; Chordata; Actinopteri; Gobiiformes; Gobiidae
Gene: pak5
Product: p21 protein (Cdc42/Rac)-activated kinase 5
Biological process (GO): intracellular signal transduction; cytoskeleton organization; apoptotic process
Cellular component (GO): cytoplasm
Molecular function (GO): protein serine/threonine kinase activity; ATP binding
Source: RefSeq, a predicted model, not a curated record